Molecule: messenger RNA, 1993 nt
Organism: Nasonia vitripennis (jewel wasp)
Lineage: Eukaryota; Metazoa; Arthropoda; Insecta; Hymenoptera; Pteromalidae
Product: fatty acyl-CoA reductase 1
Exons: 5
Coding region: 248-1810 (520 amino acids)
Biological process (GO): long-chain fatty-acyl-CoA metabolic process
Cellular component (GO): peroxisome
Molecular function (GO): alcohol-forming very long-chain fatty acyl-CoA reductase (NADP+) activity
Source: RefSeq, a predicted model, not a curated record
CUUGAAUGUAAACAGUUUGUGUAACCUGUUGCUUCGUGAAUCAUUUCAAUUCACUGACGUGCAGCAGUCAUUUUUAAUGCAUGGGAAAUAUAAACUGCUUAUUCACGGAUUAGCAUGCUUACCUACGUAUAUCGUAUAAAUACAAAGAGUAUCAAAGUAGUUCUUCUUUAGAUGCGCAAGCGUCGUGCCGUUAACUGUGCAGCAAGUAAGAGUGGCGUUUUUGAGUUGAAAUUUUGGCCAUACUAAUAUGACUUCCUUAGAUGAAAUUUACGAGCGAAUGAACGAUGAUCUCGAGUACGAACUGCCGCAUAUGGAUAGUGAAAUCCAAAAGUUUUAUACGGAUAAAACGUUACUCGUUACGGGAGCAACCGGUUUUAUGGGCAAGUGUUUGGUUGAAAAAUUACUUCGAAGCUGUCCAGGCAUCAAGCACAUGUAUAUUAUGAUGAGAGAAGGAACAAAGGAUAAGCUACCAGUAGAUCAGCGGUUAAAGAAAUAUUUCAAGAAUCAGAUUUUCGAUCUUAUGAGAAAGGAGCAUCCAAACUUUGAAGAGAAGGUAACAGCUAUCAAGGGUGACCUCUUUGAAGCUCGCUUAGGCUUGUCAGAUGAGGAUCGGAGCAUCAUAGUGAAUGAAACAAACAUAAUAUUUCACAAUGCCGCCAAUGUGAAAUUCGACAUAAAAGUUAACGUGUCUCUAAGGACGAAUGUUCUGGGAACAAAGCAAAUGCUGGAUUUGGCCGAGGAUUGUGAAAACCUUGAAAUAUUUAUGUACGUGUCAACGGCGUACUCGCACUGUUACAAAAAACGCAUCGAGGAGGAAUUUUAUCCACCCCCGGGAGAUAUGAAACUCGUUGACGACAUGAUAAAAGCUGAUUUCGAAAUCGAGCAAGGAUUAUCUGGCCCUGCACUGAAAAUGUUGAUAGGAGAUCAUCCCAACAUCUACACAUUUACAAAAGCCAUGUCCGAGGAUCUAGUGUACCGAUGUUCUAAGACAUCGAGAUUUGCCGUAGGAAUCUACAGACCAGCCAUAGUUGUAUCUUCGGCCAAGGAACCGUUGGUUGGCUGGUGUGGAAAUUGGAACGGCCCCGUCGUCAUCGUGCUUGGCUGUGGACUUGGAGCGUUUCACGCGUCUUAUCAUCAUUGCUACCCGAUGGAUUAUAUUCCAGUGGACUAUACCAUAAACGCUUUGAUUGCGAUCACUUGGGAUCUGAACGAGCGAUGGAAAGCCGAGGACAAGGCAGUCAUAUACAACUACGGUAGCAGCACUACUAAUCCAGUCUCGUUGAGGGACAUGUACUACUUCACAAAGUACGAGCGCGACUCGGAAAGGUCUAGAAACGCCGUGAGCAAGGACUUUAUAAUUUUCACGAGUCACGAGUGGUACUUUUGGUUCCUGCACUGGACCCUUCACUUCAUUCCGGCGUGUAUGGGAGACCUCGCUCUUCUGGCCACAGGCAGGAAAGCCGUAUUGUUGUCGAUAUUUUGGAAAGCAACGAGAAACAUGGACAAAGUCGACUACUUCGGAAACGGCAAUUGGAGAAUCCACAUGCCCAGGACCCUGAAGGUAAUCGAGAAAAUGAACCCAGUUGACAAGGAGAUAUUUUUUUGUGACAUACGCGCUCAUGACUGGGAACGUUACAUGCUGACCAUGUGGAGAGGACUCAAGUUAUACUUGCUAAAAGAACCCUUCGACCCCGUCAAUGCUCUCAAAAGAUACAGGCUCAUUUUGACCGUUCAAUAUACCAUAACGGCCUUGCUCCUUCUGGCCCUCUAUUGCUUUGUAACCAAGUUGUACGACGCUGUUUAUAACUGAUGAGAAUCAAAUAUUGCUAAACGACGAAUGUAAGAACAUGUUUUCCUCGCGUGCAUAUCUAUCGCCGUCACGAAAUCGAAGCCAUGCAUAUUGUUUGUAAUGAAUAAUCGUUUUGCAUAUUACAGACUGAGCUGUAAAUAAACGAUAAUGCAACGUAAUAAAUGGAAACUAUCAUAAUUCCUA